Molecule: messenger RNA, 1545 nt
Organism: Knipowitschia caucasica
Lineage: Eukaryota; Metazoa; Chordata; Actinopteri; Gobiiformes; Gobiidae
Source: the annotation of a GenBank genome assembly
AUGUCGACGAAAGAUCAAAACAAGCUCUCCACUACUGAACGACCUAUCAAAGCGGUGCCGUAUCCUCCUGGCAACCGGCUGACGGUCAAGGACCUCUAUGUGGAUGGAAGGCCCAGUGUAGAAACGCUCAAGGCCCAUUUGGUGAAAGAAGGUCGGCUGGAGGAGGAGGCGGCCCUUCGAAUCAUCAAUGAAGGAGCCAGCAUCCUGCGCCAGGAGAAGUGCAUGUUGGAAGUAGAAGCUCCUGUCACAGUGUGUGGAGAUGUGCAUGGACAGUUCUUUGAUCUGAUGAAGCUCUUUGAGGUGGGCGGCUCUCCCAGCACCACUCGCUACCUGUUCCUGGGAGACUAUGUUGAUCGAGGCUACUUCAGUAUUGAGUGUGUGCUGUAUCUUUGGGCCCUGAAGAUCAACCAUCCCAACACGCUGUUCCUCCUCCGAGGGAACCACGAGUGCAGACAUCUCACAGAGUACUUCACCUUUAAACAGGAGUGUAAAAUAAAAUACUCAGAGUUUGUAUAUGAUGCAUGUAUGGAUGCAUUUGACUGCUUACCUCUGGCUGCACUUCUCAACCAGCAGUUCCUUUGUGUGCAUGGAGGUCUGAGUCCUGAAGUCACCUGCUUAAGUGACAUACAAAAGCUGGACCGGUUUAAAGAGCCACCUGCGUAUGGGCCUAUGUGUGACCUGCUCUGGUCUGAUCCCGGAGAAGACUAUGGUUCAGAAAAAACCCAGGAACAUUUUUGCCAUAACAGUGUCAGAGGCUGCUCUUAUUUCUACAGUUACCCUGCAGUAUGUGACUUCCUGAUGAACAAUAAUCUUUUAUCUGUAAUACGAGCACAUGAAGCGCAGGAUGCCGGGUAUCGAAUGUAUAGGAAAAGCCAGACUACAGGCUUCCCCUCUUUAAUUACCAUCUUUUCCGCUCCAAACUACCUGGAUGUAUACAACAAUAAAGCGGCAGUUCUCAAAUAUGAGAACAAUGUCAUGAACAUUAGACAGUUUAACUGUUCGCCUCAUCCUUACUGGCUGCCCAACUUUAUGGAUGUUUUCACCUGGUCUCUGCCCUUUGUUGGGGAAAAAGUGACGGAAAUGCUGGUGAACGUCCUAAAUAUUUGCUCUGAUGAUGAACUCAUGUCAGAAGGAGAUGACACAUGUGAAGGCGGCACUCCUGCUGUGCGAAAAGAGGUGAUCAGAAAUAAGAUCAGGGCAAUUGGGAAAAUGGCCAGAGUCUUCUCUGUCCUCAGAGAGGAGAAUGAGAGCGUGCUGCAGCUCAAAGGGCUGACCCCCACCGGGACGCUGCCCAUGGGAGUGUUGUCCGGAGGGCGACAGACUCUGCAGAGCGCCACCGUAGAGGCAGAGGAAGCACGAGCUAUUCAAGGCUCUAAGCCGCAGCUUAAGAUCCAGAGCUUUGAAGAGGCCAGAGGUCUGGACCGGAUCAACGAGAGGAUGCCUCCGCGACGCGACUCGAAGCAGAACGAGGGUGCUCAAUCUCUUAACAACCUGCCGGCAACUACUGGACUUCCAGACAAAAACGGCACCAACACACAAGCCUAA